AUGUAUGUUGUGGUGGUAAAAUCCAUAGCAAGAAUAGCGGAUCUAAUUGUUGUUCCAACCAAGUAUAUAACGCUGCGAUAUCAGUGUGUUGCUAUGGUCGGAUACUCUAUAAAUGGCGUGGAACUUCCUGCUGUAGAUCACGCAACUAUAACAGCAAGAGUCAGCUAUGCUGCAACGGUAGAAUUAUUUCCAAGGUGCACGGUACUUCAUGCUGUGGCUCAAAGGCUUAUCGUCCAAACGUCAAUGUUUGUUGUUAUAACAAGAUUUUUUCUGGUGGAAAUGGAGUUGGAUGUUGCGGAAGUUACAGUUACCAAACAAGCAAACAGGUUUGUUGUUCUGGCCGAGUUCUAUCGAAGAGCAGUGGUACAUCAUGUUGUGGUUCCGUGA
Paramuricea clavata is the source of this 387-nucleotide messenger RNA. The record is from the annotation of a GenBank genome assembly. NCBI's taxonomy places the organism in Eukaryota, Metazoa, Cnidaria, Anthozoa, Malacalcyonacea, Plexauridae.